AUGGAACAAGAUUGGGAACCAGUUAUUUUGAGAUCUACUAGGACUCCGAAGAAUAGGGAACUGGUCAGAGAAAGUGCUGUAAGAGAAUCUCUUCUGUCUGACUCCACAUCAGGAAUUUGCAAAGGCGAAGAAGAUGAUACUACUAGUGUUGGCACUGCUUCGUUCUCGAGCCCUGACCUAGAAUUCAGUACACGAGAACGGCUUCCAACAAUUCAAAAGAAACUCCCAAACUUGGGCGAUGAAGCAAUUGCAUUACUGGAUAAGCCGAAAGGUAAUAAUGUUAAAAUAACCGUGAAUCCUGCUGAUAUAAAUAUCGAAACUAGGAAACAUGAGGAAGGAAAAUGUGAUAAAGAAAAAGUUAAGAUACCAGAUGGUGGCUGGGGUUGGGUGGUUGUGCUGUCUUCUUUUGUAAUAUCCAUGAUAGCAGAUGGAAUCAGCUUUUCUUUCGGAUUACUGUACAUAGAGUUUUUAGAAGAAUUUGAAGCCAGCAAAUCUACAACGGCCUGGAUCGGCAGCCUGUUCAUCGCUGUGCCACUACUCUCCGGUCCUGUGAUGAGUGCUUUGGUUGACAGGUAUGGUUGUCGUAGUAUGACUAUUCUUGGUGGCUUAAUUUCAACAUUGGGUUUUGUUCUUGCCUCCAUUUCUACGAGCCUAGAAAUGAUGAUGAUUACUUUUGGAGUUAUUGCUGGUUUGGGUCUCGGGCUGGUGUACGUUACCGCUGUCGUAUCUAUAGCGUACUGGUUCGAGAAAAAAAGGAAUCUGGCGGUUGGCUUAGGAGCUUGUGGUACUGGCGUUGGAACAUUCUUGUAUGCACCUAUGACACAAUACUUUAUUGACGAGUACGGAUGGAGAGGUACAAUUCUCUUACUCUCUGGGACACUUUUGAAUUUAUGUGUUUGUGGGUGCGUUAUGAGAGAUCCAGAAUGGUGGAUAGAAGAACAGAAACGACAGAAGAGCAGCAGAGAUGAAGGAAAACUUAAGAAAGAUGAUGAUAAGUCUAGACAUUCCAGUUCAGCUUCAAUUUCUGUUCCAUAUGUCUUUGAUUUUGAUGCACCAACGCGUGGUAAGAGUAUGGUUGGCUUGAUCAAAAGAGGAGUUUCUCCGGAAAAGGUGAUCAAACAAGAGGCAAAUAACAUCAAACGUCACCAGGAGAUAGUGAAACUUAAGAAAAGUAAACGUUUCAAUUCAAAAUCUCAAUCCGUAGAGAACCUACCGACGUAUCUCACUUACAGCGAGAAGUUAUCAAUGGGAACAUUAGAUACAUUAGUAAAAAAGACUAGCAGGGCGUAUGGGAUCGAGGUGAAGUAUCCAGCAUUUGCCAUAAAUCGUACGAAGAAGCAACUGAUAAAAGAACCGAGCAACGAAAUAAACGACCCCCCUGUAGUUAAGUACACGAAUGACGUUCUUCAACGAACGAAUUCAGAGAAAUAUGAGAAUAAAGAUAAGACUUCGGAUAAAUAUGAACUCAAGAAUCCGAAGAGAAAGGUAAUGAGAAAGGCUCAGUCUGAAACGAAGGAUGACAGAGAACUGGUAAAGCAAGAUAGUAAAGAAAACAGAAAAGAUUGGUUGAAAAAGCAACUGUCUGUAAAUCAUCAUUAUUUGAGGGAUUUAAAGAUGCCCUUAAACUCUAUAAGCCACAGAAAUGCGAUGCUGAACAUAAAGAGGUAUAGGCUGAAGGCAUCUUCAUGUCCUAUAUUCAAGAACUCUAUGAUCACUAUCGAUGAGAAGGAAGAGAACUGGUACGACGACUGCUUCAGCUGCCUCGCAGAUAUGUUCAACGUGACCCUUUUCAAGCGCAUGACGUUUAACCUCUUGUGCUUGGGUACCAUCAUUUUGUUUAUCUGGUUUAUCGUGCCUUACUUCUACCUCGCCGAGCACAUGAUACAUAAAGGGUAUACUGAUGAUGAAGGCGCUGGCAUGCUCAGCUUGAUUGGAAUUACUAAUACUAUUGGAAUGGUCGGUCUUGGCUGGAUAGGAGACUUCCCCAAGUUUCCAUUGGAGGCCUAUAUGCGUGUGCCUUGUACUCUGCGGUGCUUCUGUAGCAGCCAUUCCACCAGCCGCAGCCACCAAUUACUGGAUUUUAGCCUCUGCUGCUUCAGCUUUUGGGUUGUUUUUCGCAGCGUCAUAUACCUUCACACCGAGUCUGUUGGUCAAGCUGGUUUCUUUGGACGACUUUACUUCGGCAUAUGGUUUGGUGUUACUCGCGCAGGGAAUCGGCCAUCUUAUUGGUCCACCGCUGUCAGGUUUCAUUUACGACGUGACAUUAUCCUGGGAGCUAUCGUUCUACCUGGCUGGAGGCUGGAUCGUAGUGGCAGGUAUACUAGUCUCUCUUAUACAACCGGUGAAGAACUAUCAACUUCGUCGUGCAGCUCUCGAUAA
This is a messenger RNA of Spodoptera littoralis (African cotton leafworm), 2379 nucleotides long. The record is from the annotation of a GenBank genome assembly. Lineage: Eukaryota; Metazoa; Arthropoda; Insecta; Lepidoptera; Noctuidae.